GGCAGUAUCACACAAUUUACGUGGGGAAUCGCACGGGCUACGCGAUUCCUCGGAGGGGAACUAACAUUUGUGCUCACUGUUGUCACAUCUAAAGAUGCCCCCCCGACGAGGCGGCGGUGUUUUUGGCAGUGCAUUGACGGAGCUCUGACACUACUGCUUGAUUGAAUGAGUUUAUAGCGAGUGCAUGUGGUGCCACUGUAACGCGAACUAACAGCAGAAACACGCGGCGGGGACACGACUUGACGUGUGAACGCCAGAGACGGUCAACACGUAGUUGAAAUAACCAAAGCGAUUUGCUGCCAUAAGCUAGCACCUCGUCGAGCUAGCCAGUAGGUAAGGUUAGCCUGGUAGCUAAUGCUAGCGGUUACCAGUAUAUUUAGCUAAUUAGUAUUGGCAACAUAAUUCGCGUGGCCUUUGCGUGUCCUAUGAGCGCACGUCGCUAGCCGUGUGAACCAAAAAUGUCCACAAAUUCGCUGGAUAAAGAGCUACAGGAGCAGCUGAGAGAGGCGUCUGCCAUCGGGGAUAUCGAUGAAGUGCGGGCGUUAGUGGAGAGUGGGGUUAAUGUCAACUCACAAAACGAAAUCAACGGAUGGACGUGCUUACACUGGGCAUGCAAGAGGAAUCACAAGCACAUAGUGUCCUACUUACUCAGUUGCGGAGCAGACAAAGACAUCCUCACAGCAAAGGAUGAGUUAGCGUCACAACUGACAUCCAAGCCGGAGAUCAAAAGACUGUUAGGAGUUGAGGUGGAGGAAGUGCCUGAAGUGAAGGAGCCCGAGUUGCCAAUCGUCCCCAACUACCUGUCUAACCCGCCCUUUAUGUAUUCCAAGAUGGACAAGAAGUCAGAGGUGAUUCACCUUACACAAAACGGUUCUGGAGAGCACGCUGAAGACACGCAGAGUGAUUCGGCAUCUCUUUCGCCAACGCACGAGCCUCCUCGGAAAUCACAGAGCCUCGUCUUUGAUGCCUCCGCUCCUUCCUCAAAUCCCACCAUCAACCACAGCCAAGCCCAGACUGGGGAGUUCAUCCCUGUGAACGAGCAGAACGGUGUCUCACCCAGCACGGCUGCUUCCCACAGUCACGCUGUCGUUAACUGCACGGUGCCCAUGGACCUAUCAGUCGAGCCUCACCUCGUCAACCACGCCGAUUACCCGCACACAGUGGUGCACAACGGCACCGUGUGUUCGCCUCCACUGGCCUCACCCAGUCCCAGCUUGGCUAGCAACGGUGGGAGCCAGGUCCAAGCCCCAGUGGCAAGCACAAACCCAACUGUGAGCAGACAGCAGUCCAUCCCGCAGCAGCUGAGUUACGGCCAGGCUGGUGGUGCCAUGCCAGCCUUCCAGCCUUUCUUUUUCACCAGCACCUUCCCUGUCAAUGUACAAGAGUUGGUACUGAAGGUGCGUAUCCAGAACCCCAAUGCACGGGAGAACGACUUCAUUGAGGUGGAGCUGGACCGCCAGGAGCUCACCUAUCGUUCCCUUCUACGAGUCUGUUGCCGUGAGUUGGAUAUCAGCGCCGAGCACGUGGAGAAGAUCCGCAAGCUGCCCAACACCAUGCUGAGAAAGGACAAGGAUGUGGCUCGGUUGCAGGACUUUCAGGAGCUGGAGGUCGUGUUGGAGAAAGCAGAAGGCCUGUCCCUCUUCUCUGGGUCUGGGGGCCUAACAGACAGACCCUGCUACAACAUGAAGGCCUCCCGACUCACCUACUAGAGCUCCCAAAAAGCUGGAAGUCCCCCUGCUUACAAUGGGCUUCUGUAGCUACCCUCAAGCAACCAUAACUAGUUGCCUGCCCAGGUCCCUCGUUACAGUUUUGUUCAGCUUUGGUGUUUUGCCAGUUUAACUAACUGGGAAUCUUUUUUUUCCCCCCAGACUGUAGCUUAUUGUUUGCCUCCUGUCCUCCUCUGACCCUCACGCUGCUUUUGUGUACCCAAACCAGUUCUAAGCGAUUACUGAUGCAUGGUGCCCUGAAUGACGUGCAGAAGUAUUCGGGCACCUCUCUCAUCUCUUUAGCUCUUUUCUCUCCUCCCACUGCACUUUGUGCCAAGGCUCCAGUUGGACAACAGAGGAGGACACUGGCUUGUCUUCCUUAUGGGCUGGACUUGAACGGGAUUCUGCAAUAGCCUUAUAUGGACACGUUUCUAUACUGGUUCAGGCUGUGGUCUGAGAAGACAGCGAGCAGAGGGCAACAGGAAGGAUUUGCAUAACUCUAACUGAUAAGAUAAUCAAGUCAACAGAACAGGACCAGGCGCAGCACAGUGGACGUGACCUGUUGAGUGAUAUCACACGUACUGGCUCUAGUACACACUUUCAUAUAUGCUGUAGGCAAAAAACUGUGUGGUUUUUUUUUUUUUUCCUGCAGUGUAUCUGCUCUUGGCCUAAUUCUCAAGGUGGAUUUAAUCUCACAACAGGUGACAUUUGAAGUAUCGCUGGACUAAUUUUACUUGUAUUAGACGAUAGCAGAGAUGACGCUUUAAUCUCUUUCCCACAAGGAUGGACACGUUUGAGCAGGAGUACUCGUUUCCCUGCAUAGUGAAACCAUUCAGUUGUACACUGUGGUAAAGGAAGAUCUAGUUAUGUUUGUUUAUUCACGUAAGACUUAAAUGUUGGAGAUAAAACUGCAGCCACUUGAAACUGACCCCCCCUUUUUUUUCCUUUUUCUUUUUAAACAAAUAUCACUUUUGCUUUGCAGGGUAUGUUAAUAUGUUUCGUCACUAUAAAACUUAUCGUCAACUGUGAAGGGUUCAUAUUUAAUUUACAAUUACACUAAUACUAAUAAAGCAAGACCAUGAAUAACGCUUUAGGCUGAUGAGGCUCGAGUCCCAGCAGAGGUUGCUUAUGACUCUCCGUUUCGUUUUUCCAUGAGUUCGAAUGUAUUCAGUUGUUGUCCAUAUGUUUAAAUGUGUUAGGAUUGAAACCAAAAACGAAUCUAGCCAGCAAAGAUGCUAACCACAUAAAAGAAGGCAUCCUCGACCGAUAUUCAACUCCAGGAAGGAAUGAAACAAGAGAUUGCUAAGGACCUGACGGUGUUUGUUUUUUAUGAUUCAGCGCUUCCUUGUUGCGAAAAUAAUAUUACAAACAGCACUGUCACUUCAAUUCAAACCUAAACUCGUAUAUGGUGACUAGAUUUUUUUUUUUUUAGUAAAGACAGGAGGAGUAUAAAUGUAUGGCUUUAGUUCUACCAGCAAGGCCAGUCUAGUGCUAGUAAGUCCUUUUAAAAAUUUAAAUACACAACAAAAAAAUCAAAGUAAUGUUAGUUGACGAUUAACACUAAUAGGAAAGCUAAUUGUUAAACUGGUGAAGAGGCACAGCCACGUCGUGUUAGAUGGUAAUGUUUAUGCUGCUUUCAUCGACACAUAAUCCUUUAAUUCACGAUGCUGGGGCUCGUUUCUUUUAAGCAGUGCUGGCGGACGCCGCUCAUGCCCUGCAAUCAGUUUCUUACCCAGUGGUAACUGUUUACUGUUCAACUGUAUUACCUGAAGCUCUUACUGUAUUUAUAUGUUUUAUAUUUUUUAAUUAAUUUGUAUGUAUGUUUUAAACCAGCUAGGCCUGUUGUUUACGUGUCAAAAAAAAAGUCUAAUGUCUCGGAGGAGUUCAACAAAGUGGCGGGUGGAGUGCUGUGAUGCUGAAGCUAAGUGCAAUGUGUGGGGAGGAGGAAGGUGUUUCAGAGGUUUUCUUGAAGGUGAAAGGAGGUAGACGGAGUGCUUAGUUUAUGUUCCAAACUAUUUUAAAAUGCUUUAUUAAGUGAAGUUGUGCCACGUGUGUCAGGCAGGAGCUCAGUUGAGAAAGUGGGGACGGUUUGCGCCCCGGUGAAUGAGAGCAGCAUGUUUGCAGUCGGUUUUUAUGGAGUCGUCUUUGAUUCUGUGGGAAGCGGAUGACUAACGUUGUAUUUGUUGGGUUGCUUAUUGUUCUAGAAAAAGCAGUUUGACUUAACCUAUGCAUUCAGAGUCUGAUAUUUUUAUAUACAGUACGUCCUGUGUACUUGUAGAAUUAAUCUUGGGCACUGUUUAAUUUUUUUUUGUUUGUUGUUUCUGAUGACCUGUAUGUUCUUUGAUAAAGCAUGGCAUAUCUCCA
This is a messenger RNA of Oreochromis niloticus (Nile tilapia), 4070 nucleotides long. It is a transcript of the gene ankrd40, whose product is annotated as ankyrin repeat domain 40. The record is from RefSeq and is a predicted model, not a curated record. Bases 459 to 1709 code for a protein of 416 amino acids. NCBI's taxonomy places the organism in Eukaryota, Metazoa, Chordata, Actinopteri, Cichliformes, Cichlidae. Gene Ontology annotation, molecular function: protein binding. The transcript has 5 exons.